UCAGGUUGGUGUAUACAUCAUUUCAUAUAUACCAAUGUCUAUCAUACAGCUGAGUUAUUUCUGGAAGGUUCAAUUUGUGUAUUAAUUGUGAAAACUGGUAUAAUUUUAGAAUGGGUGAUGUGAAAGAUGCAAUGGGUGAUCAAUGGCGUGCUGAUUUAUUGAAAGAUGUGAGAACUCUUCCUAAUAUUGGAGCUGUUCCUGGUACAUUGGUCGUGUUUGGAGAACUAGCUAGACCCAUCCUUCUGAAUCCACAGCAAAAGAGCGUCUGGGUUGCUGCCGGUGAAUUGGGAGAUGGUCGAAUAGUCGUAAUAGGUCAUGUGCAUUACAUUCAUAAGCUUAAAAGUAAAAAUAGUAACAAACACCUAGAUAUAGUCAAAUUCCAUGAGAAUAUAAAACUAUGGUUGACAAAGUUUACAGGAGUGAAUAAUAGCGAAAUAAAACUGUUGACAAGUCUUACGGUUGAAACACUGAGCAGUACACGGAUAAUUAUAGUGACAGGGAGUAAAAAUCCGGAUAUUCCUGACGAAAUGGUAUACCAGUUUGUAGAAAGUGGUGGUGCUUUGCUUCAUUCGAUUUGUCCAUGGGGGUGGUUGCAAGUUCACCCUGGGCUGACUCUUCAAGAUGUUCCCCUGUAUAGUAUUUUGGAAGAAGUGGGCAUUCUUUAUCAAGAUGGAUACUUUCGUUGUCCAGAAAAUGGGAUGCAGAUUGCAUCUUGUGUGGCUUCGGAAUCUUACCACAUGAAGCACGCUCUUGAGAAUAUGCAUCUAGAUAAGUGUUGCCGAACUUUGUCCCAGAUAAAUGAGGUUCCAUUAAAAUCCUUGCAUGCUUUAGUAGGAACAUGUGGUCAGCUGUUGCGCAAUAUGAUAGCUGAGAAUGGCAAAGACAAUGUACCCACUGAAAGAACUCCGAUUUCGUCAACAGUUGGCAAGUCAACGAUUUACGUGCAUGAAGUACUCAACAAAACUGGAAAUGGACCGCCACAAAUGCCAGGAUUUGACAACUUUCCAGGAGAUUUUGCUUUUGAUCCGCCCAGAGUUAAUACGGAAAUUAUUAUAGAAUCUAUGAUUGACGCCUGUCACCCUACAGGUUUUUAUGUACGUGCCGGAGAAGACAUUUCUAUCGAAGUUCUAAACGACCAGUCAAUGGAUACAGGUUGGGAAAUUCAAGUAGGUUCUCAUACUGACCGUCUUCAUACUUCGUUAUCAAUGAAACGUUGGCCUAUAAUAACAGAAAGAUUUAAAAUAACGGUCAGAGAAACCAAGAUAAGGACUCCGUUUGGAGGGUUACUCUAUGUCCGCAGUCCGCGUUGUAAAGGUCGGUUAGUUCUUCAUGUUAGGAAUGUUGUAGAAGCGCCGUAUUUUGACCUUACAAGACUAGAAACAACCAAUAAUUGGCACGAGAAUAGACAAGCACCAGGCCUGUGGGCUGAUAUUUGUGGGAAACAUAUUGUACUCACUUUGCCCUCAAGCAGCAUUCGGAAUAUCGAGGAUCCAAGUCCCGCCUUGGAAACACUGGACCUAGUUGUGCGUGCACAUCAUCAUUUGCGUGGUAGUGACCCGAAUACAAUACACAGAGAAUGGAUUGUAACAGAUAUUCAACCGGCUGGCGGACAUAUGCAUUCUGGAUACCCUAUUGUUACUCAUUUAGAUUUAGCACAGCCGGACAACGUCGCCUUUUUACUCAACAGUGAACAGUUACUUGAAAAGGGUAACUGGAGCCUGUUUCAUGAGCUAGGACACAACAUGCAGCGACCUGUUUGGACAUUCUCGGGAACCACAGAAGUUACUUGUAAUAUAUUCACCCUACACGCUAUUGAUGUCAUUUCUAAAAGACAGAUAUGGCUACAUCCAUGGUUGAAGUCAAAAGUAGAAAAAGCUCAAAAGCAUAUAAAACACUCGUGUGAAUAUACAAAAUGGCAGUCCGAUCCUGGUAUAGGACUUUUUAUCUACGCACAAAUAAUUCAUCAGUUUGGUUGGUCUGUUUUUAAAAAGACAUUCAGACAUUACGAAAAUAACGAUCGACCAGCUCAGUUAAAAACAGAUGGUGAUAAAGUGGACUGCUGGUUCCAGACGAUGACAAAAUUUGCCGAGUACAAUCUAGCCCCAUUAGCAGAUCUCUGGAAUAUUCCACUAUCAUCAGAAUGUAGAGAACAAAUGAAAGCGUUCCUGCCAUUUUUACCCGAAGACGAAAUAACCGAAGCUGCCCCAGAAAAAGUCAAAGCUCUGAUGGAAAUAUAUCCUGCUCUUAUUCGUAAAAUCGUGAAACCCAAAGAUGCAUUUGAAGAAUUAAGAUGUUGUCCCAAGAAAUGGACUGUUCAAUGUAAAAUAGUGGCAUAAAUCUUUGGAACUAUUUUCGGGAUCAUUGCAAUUGCUUGAUUCUGAAUUGAACAUUUUAUAUUUAUCGCCAGGGUCUCACUUUUAAUUUAAAAUGACUAACUUCGUUCUCAAAAUAAAAACAUUUCUCUGGCCAGGACUGUGACUUUCAACAGUAAAAGAUUUCAAAUAGUGGUAGUGUUCACCCUCUCGUUCAUUUCUCUUUAUGCGCAUUCGAAUCUGACAAUCACUUACUUUGUAGCAGACGGCCAUUUCACAAACAAUACAUGCCGGUAGUUCAUUAUACCUACCAUAUUCAUUAAGAUGACUUCUUUC
Messenger RNA from Patella vulgata (common limpet), 2648 nucleotides. RefSeq names its product TRPM8 channel-associated factor homolog. The coding region runs from base 111 to 2336 and encodes 741 amino acids. Lineage: Eukaryota; Metazoa; Mollusca; Gastropoda; Patellidae. The transcript has a single exon. The record is from RefSeq and is a predicted model, not a curated record.